This is a messenger RNA of Impatiens glandulifera, 1363 nucleotides long. RefSeq names its product GDSL esterase/lipase At4g10955-like. The transcript is spliced from 3 exons. NCBI's taxonomy places the organism in Eukaryota, Viridiplantae, Streptophyta, Magnoliopsida, Ericales, Balsaminaceae. The coding region runs from base 146 to 1195 and encodes 349 amino acids. The record is from RefSeq and is a predicted model, not a curated record. Gene Ontology annotation, biological process: lipid metabolic process.
AGUAAUGUAACCGUUUAGGAUUCUGGAAUCAUUCCAACUUCACUGCAAGUCUCAACGGCGACGGGGAAGAAGAAGAAAUAAACGGUGAACGAAAGGGUUUCCAUUUCAUCAGAUCUGUGGAAGAGUGGUAGGUGAAUGAUCUACAAUGGCAUCAGACAGGGAAAUCUUUGAUUUAGCUGGACCACUCUAUCUAGCUAAUAAUGUUAACUGGAGCAACGGGGAUCAUCGAAGAUCAGUGGCUGCUUGUUUAGUUCAAGGAGUAUACAUCCUAGAACGUGACCGUCAAGAGAAUCGACAUGGCCUCGAAUCAUUCGCCCCUCCAUGGUGGGAAUUCUUCGGCUUCAAAUUACACAAUCUCCUCAUCGACAAUUCCGAUAACUGCAUUUUUGGCGCUAUCUACGAACACAAUCCCCAACCCGAUCCCAACAACCGUUCAAUAACAUUUGCCCAAACCCCGCGAUACGUAAUUGCAUUCCGAGGAACCCUAACAAAAGGAGACGCGUUCGUACGCGACCUCCAGCUCGACAUAGACAUCGUCAGGAACGGUCUUCACCGAUCCUCUCGAUUCGAGACCGCGAUUCAAGCUGUUCGCAACACCGUGGCUAAUUUCGGAAAACAAAACGUUUGGCUAACGGGUCAUUCGUUGGGAGCUGCGAUGGCAUUGCUAGCUGGUAAAACUAUGGCGAAAACGAAUAAUUCUUUGGAGGCUUUUCUGUUUAACCCGCCAUUCUUUUCGGCUCCUAUCGAGUUAAUCAAGGAUAAGAAAGUUAAGCAAGGGAUUCGAAUUGCGAGCAGUUUCUUAGCUGCAGGAUUCGCUGUCGCGUUGAAGAAUCGACGGGAUAAGCGUUUGGAAGGGGACUCGUUUGCGGCGUUUUCUGAUUGGGUACCGUCGUUGUUUGUUCAUCCUAGGGAUCAUAUUUGUUCGGAAUAUAUUGGGUAUUUCGAGCAUAGGAAGAAAAUGGAGGAGAUUGGAGCCGGAGCGAUUGAGCGUUUGGCUACACAGAAUUCAUUGGGAGGCCUGUUUAUGAGCGCGAUUGGGAAACAAUCGUCGGAAGAAGAUCCUUUGCAUUUGAUUCCUUCGGCUAAUUUGACGGUUAAUCUUGCACAGGCUAAUGAUAUCAAACAGGCACAUGGAAUUCAUCAAUGGUGGCAAUCUGAUCUGCAAUCGCAUUCUGAAGUUCAUCUCUACAGUUAGUUUGAGUUCAUUUGUGAGUAAUUUUAGUUCUUAUUACUCUUUGUUUGAACUGUUGAAAAACCCAUCAUUUAGCCACUUAUUUUUUUAAUGUUCUUUUUCUUCUUUGUGCAUAUAUUGUCAUGUUUUGAGAUGAAAAAUGGUUAUUCAAUUUCUAAAUUGAGUUUUCAA